Rhizophagus irregularis DAOM 181602=DAOM 197198 is the source of this 1257-nucleotide messenger RNA. RefSeq lists its product as uncharacterized. Lineage: Eukaryota; Fungi; Glomeromycota; Glomeromycetes; Glomerales; Glomeraceae. The record is from RefSeq and is a predicted model, not a curated record.
AUGUCAGCGCAUCCUCGCACUUUUUCGCUAAGGAAAACAAAAAAAAAGAGUCAAAAUUAUAAUAUCUCUAGUAAUUGUCAAAAUGAAGGAUAUGAACCUUUUAUCACGGGUAAUAAUUAUUCCGUUGGUUUACAACAAGCGAGGGAUGUAAUUCAAGAGCCAUUUCUAAAUAAUCAAGUUCAUUAUUCUCAUUGUAAUGUCGUAAAUCCUCCUAAUAAUUGCUUUUACACGUCUGAUGAUAACAAUUUAUCAACGCAACAUGAAGAUGUUAAUGCUAUUUCAGAUCAUGAUAAACAACAACCCGUAUCCCCACAUACUCCUCACGCUCAACUUUCUUUUACACAAUCCUCGCAAUUUUAUCCGCAAAUCUCUGCUCCUAAACAACGGUUAAUCUAUAAUAAUAAUGUUAUUACCCGACAAGUUCCUCAAUUUUCGCAUGAUGGUUUACAUGAUUCAUCAACCACAAAUAACUCUCAAAUGAAUUGUACCGAAUAUACUGAACUCUUAAAGAUUGAAAUUUCUGGAAUUGAAAUUGUCGUUAGGCAAAAGACUUUACCAAGAUUGAAUCAAAGUCAUUGGGAGACGCAACAACAACAACAACGGGAUGAACAACCUCCAGUAAAUUUAUCAAAUCGUACUGAAAGAUCUCAGAAUCAUAGAAUGCAUCCUUAUAAUAUUCCUAAUGAACAAAAUCAUAGAACUAUUAACAGAAAUAAUUCUAAUGUUAUUUUUCGACAACAACGUCAUCAAUAUUAUUCUAUGCGUCAACAAAAAAAUAAUGUUUCCGAAAUUGAUCGAACUUCCGUUAAUGAAAAUACUAAUAAUAUUAAUAUUACGCAGAAUACUCUCGUCAAUCAAUCCGCUGUCUUUACACGACAACAAACAAAUGCUUUUGAGGAAUGUAAUAAUCUUAUUAAUCAAAAUUCGUAAAAUUAUAUUAUGAAAUAUCAAUCAAUUAAUAUCACAUUCUUUUUAAUAAUAUCAUUGAUUACAUUAUUAUGAUAAAUAUGAAUAUGUAUAUACAGAUCAUAUAAUUCCUUGAAAUCUUUGAUUUAUUUUUUAUAAAAAUUUGUCAAUAUAUGAUUUUAUUAUAUAAGUCUUUAUUAAAAAAUUUCAACUUUUAUUAUUAUUAUUGUUAACUAUUCAUUAUUACUGUAAUUAUUUAUAUUUAUUUUAUGUUGUAAGCAAAUAAGUUUUAAAUUGAUAUGUAUUGUACUAGCGGAAUUUCGUAAUUCCUUAAGGAGUUCAAAAAAUAAA